Molecule: messenger RNA, 4614 nt
Organism: Striga asiatica
Lineage: Eukaryota; Viridiplantae; Streptophyta; Magnoliopsida; Lamiales; Orobanchaceae
Source: the annotation of a GenBank genome assembly
GCCAACGCGGGUCACGGCCUAUAAUUGACCCACGACGCCCCAUUCACAGUUUUCAAAUUUAUUGGAUUUUUCGUUUUUCACUUUUCCUUUUUUCUUCCUUUUUUAUUUUUCGCCUGUAAAUCACAGUGAAAUUUGUUGGGAACCUUCUCCUCAAGCUCAUCUACUGCGCCAUACUCGUUUUCACAUCUCCUUUUCUUAGUCCGUCGUCGCCUCCUUGUGCGUGAUUGCAGAGGAUUUGGAGUUGGGAUUUUGCCCCUUUUUUGAUUUUUCUUUUGAUUGGGGCGGGUUUGGGGUUUUUUUCUGUUUACAAGGGCAGCGAAGCUUUGAGAUGAUGAUGGUGGAGGCGAGCGACGGAGCAGCGGUGGCGCUGGACGGGUCGUCCUCUGCGCCGGUCGAUUACAACGACGUGCUCUUGAGUCUCGAUGAUAUAUGGCGGGUCAUCGAGGAGUCUCCUGAUUCACAGCAGGGUGGUAGGUCAGAAGAUUUACCAAUUAUUGACUCCAUACAAGGAGAGCUGACUUCCGCUGUUCUCUUCCCAGAAGAUGAUUCGCCCGAAUUUGGUGAACACCAACACAUAACACACAGUUAUGAAGAUUUGGGAUAUUGGAAUAAAUAUUCAGAAAGUGAACAACAUCAACCUUCACCCAAUAAUGGCAAUGGCCCUUACUAUGCAGGUGCAGAUGAUAGUUUACAGAAUGCCUCAUCUUCUUGUCGAAUUGACAGGGAGGAAGCUCCAAUUGAGACAUUCAGCGACAGUGAACCAUUUACCUUUAGCAGCAUGCAUGGCAGAGAGUCAUUAUACCUAAAUGACCCUGAGCAAGAUCUAUUUGACACAUCCAGCUGUGGUGAACCUUCUACUUUUCAUAGUAAUAACGGUGCUAUUCAUAAGCGGGACUCUAUGGAUUUCGGUCGAGUUAACCAUGAAGGAGAUGUAUUUGGAUCAGCCUUAUAUAGUGGCACGGGUGCAUUUAGGAACUACCGCAACAACAUUGGUAUUAGAGCUACUGAUGUACUCAAUGAUGUAAUUGGUGGGAGUGGGACAUAUAAUGCGAGCCCAGGUCAGCUGUAUUCCAUCAAUGGUAUAGGGAGGAUGCGAGGCAGUUCUUCUUCUAUGGUUCCUCGUAAUAAUAAUGUUUCCCAGGCAAAGGAUGAAAUAGAAGAGAAAGAUUCUGAUACAAGAACUUUUAACUCUCCUGGCAGGUCUGGUGAAAUCCCACUGGAAAUUUGUGAUUUUGCUGGUCAUGAUUGGUUUUCUGUUUCUGAGAAUCAUCAAGUACGGCCACCUUCAGUUAAGAUGGAAAGAAAUUCCCUGAAGAUAGAAAAUGAUAUGAUAAAUCCUGUCUUCUUUUGUCAUGAUUGGCCUCAUGUUGAUCAGAUUUCAGAGAAUCUCGGCGGGUUUUCACCCUCUUCAUUUGAGAUGGGAGCAAAUUCUGUAAAGAUGGAAAAUGAGUUGCCGAAUUCUGCCUUUGUCGGUCAUGAUUUGAGUUCUCCUGUUCAUCAGUUUUUGGAGAAUCCGGGCGUACUGCCAACCCCUUUAGUUAAGGUGGAAAUGAAUUCUGUGAAGGUAGAAAACAAGAUGCCAAGGACCUAUCAAGGGGUUCGGAAUAACAUGGUUGCCCAAAAUGUUGAUGAUGAUUGUGAUGUGUGUAUCCUUGAAGAUAUGAGUGCCCCAGCACAACCAAAGCGUGCUGCAAUGAAUGCAAAGCGUGCUGCAAUGAAUGCAAAGCUUGCUGCAGCUUCACAACUUUUGACAUCGAGAAACCAUGGUGCCCAGAUGGCAACAGCACAUUCGAGGAUCAAAUCUAAUGAUGAACGGGCAAUUUUUCGAGUUGCUCUGCAGGUUGAAUCUUUAAUCCCAUUUAAUGAGUCCCGUGUUGACUUCAGAGAAGAAUUGUCGGAUCUUACGCAGCCAAAAUCAGAAGCUACUCCACCAGACGGUCUUUUGUCUGUGCCUCUGCUGAAACACCAGCGAAUUGCUUUAUCUUGGAUGGUUAACAAGGAGACAAAAAGUGCUUGCUGUUCUGGUGGAAUUCUCGCGGAUGAUCAGGGACUUGGGAAGACAGUAUCUACAAUUGCACUUAUACUGAAGGAAAGGCCGGCAUCAUCUAAAGGUUCAGUGGUUAAUGAAAAACAAAGUGAGACAGAGACACUAAAUUUGGAUGAUGAUGAUGAUGAUGAUGAUAGUGUGUCUGAGGCCAAACCUCAACAAUUAAGUGGAUGCCCGAUCAAUGGUGGCAAUAAUUCUCUGCUGGCAAGGGGCAGGCCUUCUGGUGGGACCCUCAUUGUAUGUCCGACAAGUGUCCUCCGGCAAUGGUCCGAGGAGUUGCACAAUAAAGUAACAAGGGAAGCCAAUCUUUCUGUUCUAGUAUACUAUGGAAGCAACCGGACAAAGGAUCAUCUCGAGCUGGCAAAAUAUGAUGUGGUUGUUACAACAUAUGCGAUUGUGAGCAUGGAGGUUCCUAAACAGCCUGUUGCCGGUGAAAGUGAGAAUCCGAUGGAUUCUCCACUCAAAGAACUUUCAUCUUCUGGAAAAAGGAAAUUAUCUGAAAAUUCCUCUAAGAGCAAGAAGAGGAAAGGAAUUGACGGUGAAAUACUUGACGGUGAAAUACUUGAAAAGACAUAUGGUCCUCUUGCCCAGGUUGGAUGGUUUAGGGUUGUACUGGACGAGGCCCAAAGUAUCAAAAACCACCGUACUCAAGUGGCCAGGGCUUGCUGGGGUCUCCGUGCUAAACGCAGGUGGUGCUUGUCCGGGACACCCAUUCAAAAUGCUAUAGACGAUCUUUAUAGCUACUUCAGAUUUCUCAGGCACGAACCGUAUGCUGUCUUUAGGACUUUCUGUGAGCAGCUAAAGGUUCCAAUUCAUAGGAAUCCACGGAAUGGUUACAAAAAAUUACAAGCGGUGCUCAAGACUAUCAUGCUACGUCGAACAAAAGGUACUUUUAUUGAUGGGGAACCAAUUAUUAAUCUCCCACCGAAAACCAUAGAAUUGAAGAAAAUUGAUUUUUCCAAGGAAGAGCGCGAUUUCUACUGCAGACUGGAGGCUGAGUCACGUGCCCAAUUUGCUGAAUAUGCUGCAGCAGGAACUGUCAAACAGAAUUAUGUCAACAUAUUGCUAAUGCUCCUACGACUACGCCAAGCUUGUGAUCAUCCUCUGCUUGUUAAGGGGUUCGGUUCGAGUUCGAAAUUGACAUCGUCCAUUGAGAUGGCAAAGAAACUUUCUAAGGAGAAACAGAAUUCCCUCCUGAGUUGUUUGGAAGCUUCUUUGGCCAUUUGUGGGAUUUGCAAUUAUAUUCUAAACCUUCUUAAACUCUUGAUCGUGCAGGAUCCACCUGAGGAUGCCGUUGUAACUCUCUGUGGACACGUCUUUUGCCACCAGUGCAUAUGUGAACAUCUAAUAGGCGACUCGACCCAGUGCCCAUCAAAGAAAUGCAAAACCCAUCUGAGCAUGGCGUGCGUUUUCUCCAUGAACACGCUACGUAUUGCUCUCUCAGAUCAGCCGAGUACAGAAGACACUGCCAGCUGUACCGAUCAUGAAGUUGCUGAAGUUUCCGAGCUUAAUUCAUCCAGGUGUCCUCAAGAUUCUUCCAAAAUCAAGGCCGCCCUCGACCUCUUAUUGUCCGUCUCUUCACGAACGAACUCCGCAGCACAAUCCGAGUCCUCGCAAGAAUCAUGUGCUUCUGAUCGUGGCAUUAAUGUAAAUUCGGACAAUUCGGGCAAGGUUAUGACAGAGAAAGCCAUUGUGUUCUCACAGUGGACUGGGAUGUUGGAUUUGCUGGAAGCUUGUCUUAAGAGUACUUCCAUUGAGUACCGUAGGCUUGAUGGUACUAUGCCUGUUGCUGCUAGGGACCGAGCCGUGAAAGAUUUUAAUUCUCUUCCCCAGGUUUCGGUUAUGAUCAUGUCUCUAAAGGCUGCUAGCCUUGGCCUGAACAUGGUGGCAGCUUGUAAUGUCCUUCUCCUGGACCUCUGGUGGAAUCCGACUACUGAAGAUCAGGCUAUAGAUCGAGCACAUCGUAUAGGGCAGACACGUCCUGUUUCGGUUUUUCGGCUGACUGUGAAAGAUACAGUGGAAGAUCGCAUUUUGGCUCUGCAGCAAAGGAAGAGAAGGAUGGUUGCUUCUGCCUUUGGGGAAGACGAGUCGCGCACCCGACAGACUAGGCUUACAGUUGACGAUCUGAAGUAUCUAUUCAGGGUCGAUUAAGGAUAUAUGCCUCUACCUUUCUCUAACAAGAUUCAUUUUGCCUGAAUUCUUUCAAAAUCUUCUUUAUAGAAUUAGUAACUGGAGCUUUUACGCGCUUUCCUCUGCCUGAAGCUUCAGAUAUAUCUUUAGAUUAGUAGCUUCAAUGAAAGUUGCAAAUUGGUUGGGUUUUGGAGAGAGUGGUUUUCUUCUAGACAUAGCUGUAUAAGAUGAUAGAAAAAUCUCAGGGGGAGUGUUGGAAAUUCUUUGGACAUUUUAUUGUACAUAUCAGCAGCUUCUGUUCUUUCUGUUGACACCUUUAUUGUUGGGUUCAAAUUAAGAAAUAUAGUCAUUUUUCUUCAGGGUCUUGUUAGCAAAUAUGUGACAGUCAUAUUUCAGAAUUUGGAGGUGUCUAUUUUUGGGUGGAUUUCGAAUCGUCG